AUGGAUGCACAAAAGCAACAUAUUCAAUCGAUGAUAUUUGACUACGCAACCACCACAAACACAGAUUUUAGAAAGCACCACAUCAGGCCUACUGUGAAAUCAAACUAUAAAGACAAAAAUUUAUCAAGAAAGAAAAGAAAAUCACCUGUUAAAUAUGUUCAUACAAUGACGGAUUGGAAAAACGUUUCAAUGCCUUUUGAUUUAUGGAUCGAACAAAAACAGAUCGUUCGUACAAAUCCUCAUCAUGUACAAGAGCCUUAUGAGAAGCCUCCUGAUUUAGAAAUAGACAAAAUUAGGAUGACAAGACCGCGUCUUGUCAUGACUCCAGCAGUUAGCAUUGACGACGUUGAAGAUCUAGAGAAGCGCAAGCUGCUUUUGCAAGACAUGUACACCACGAAUGUCACGAAAGAAUUCGGCAUGAAGUGCGCAUUAUCAACCGUUAGAUCGCCGUUACGGGGGAAAUAUGCCCCAGCGAACCCGAUACCGCUUCCGAAACUGACGCCGCCGUACGUGUCGCCGGAAUGGCGCAUGCAAUCCACGUCGUGGGACCGGCAACAGACGCGCGCCUAUUGCGACGCCACGCGAGUAUUUUGGCUCAAUAGAAACAGAUAA
Messenger RNA from Parnassius mnemosyne (clouded apollo), 612 nucleotides. The record is from the annotation of a GenBank genome assembly. NCBI's taxonomy places the organism in Eukaryota, Metazoa, Arthropoda, Insecta, Lepidoptera, Papilionidae.